Messenger RNA from Rotaria sordida, 936 nucleotides. The record is from the annotation of a GenBank genome assembly. Lineage: Eukaryota; Metazoa; Rotifera; Eurotatoria; Philodinida; Philodinidae.
AUGGAAUAUGGAAUAGUUGGUUUUGUACUAAAUUUAAUUUCACUUAUUCAUGGUUCAUUUGCAAUUAUGAUUUCGGUUAUUAUCAUCGGUAUUAUUAUCUAUCAUCAAUAUCAUAAUCGUUUAAGACGAGAAGAGAAAAUAACUCUUAUUCUCUCUGCUAAUAUCUAUUUCUAUAUGAAUAUCUAUGUAGCGGUAUUAGUUUCAGGCAAUAUUUAUACAUUAUUAGGUGAUAUAUACGAGAAAAAUUUUGAUUCAUCAUGGUGUGCAUUUAGAGGAUACCUUGUUCCUGUCUCAUGUUGUGCUCUACUUCUUGCUUUCGCUAUUCAGGCUUUCUUUCGUCUUUGUCGUAUUGUGUAUGCAAAUGGUAGAUGGGUUCAAUUUUUUUGGUUUUAUGUCAUUGCAAUACCUGUUCAAUUAGUAGGAGCUCUUAUUGUUUUAUGUCCUCUUUUGAUCUGGCAUGAUGUUAUAUAUUUACCUAAUGAAUAUUAUUGUUUUACUGCAUUCACAAAAACUCGUGGUAUUAUUUGGACUCUACUUAUGGGUUAUGCAUUACCUCUCUUACUUUUAUCUCUGAUAUAUCUUCGUAUUACAAUAUUUAUUCGUCAACAACCCCAUAACCAAACAUUGAUGGUAAAGCAACGACAACAACGAGAUUUGGCCGCUAUUCAACGAAUUUUUAUUAAUGUUGGUCUAUUGGUUGUUCUUGGAAUUCCUGGUGUAACUCUUAUAAUAAUGUGCUUCAUCACUGGCAUUGAACAUCCAUUAAGCUAUCGUAUUACGUGGGUUGGACCCGAAAUAGCUAUGGCAAUACUAAGUAUACAAAUGGUAUUUAUGACACCCCAAUUGAAAAAUCUUAUUAUAAGACGACGACGACGACAAAAUCAUGUGACUACCUUGAAUGGUUCAGUUCCAAUGAGGGCCAUUGCCACUAAUUAA